GACCGCAGUACACACAGACACCGCGCUCCAUCUGUCUGCAUUGUGAAGCAGAGAUGCCGUCGCUGUUUGCCAUCCUCGGCUGAGACUGCGACAGACUGGCCCUGUGUAAACGUUGUCAGUGCGGGGUAACCUGUUACUGGUGACAGUCGACGACGACAAAUGCUCGAGACCCUCGCGCAGCAUCCCCUGUCCGAUGGUGAGGAAGACGACCGGCGCAGUGAUGGGACAGUUUUCGGGGGGAUGCUACCGGAGUUUGGUCAUCCUCGUGUUUCUCGGGUUGCAGUUCCCUUGUACGGUGGCACGAGGUUCCAGGAGUGAUGCUCUGCAGCAUGGCACAUCAGGGACCCUCCCCCACUUCCUGCAGGAGCCCGAUGAUGCCUACAUCAUCAAGAGCAACCCCAUCAAGCUCAAAUGCCGGGCCCACCCCGCCCUGCAGAUCUUCUUCAAGUGCAAUGGGGAGUGGGUCCACCAGAGCCAGCACCAGUCUCAGGAACACACCGACCAGGGCACAGGGCUGAAGAUCCGGGAGGUGAUGAUCAACGUGUCUCGUCAGCAGGUGGAGGACUUCCAUGGCCCUGAGGACUACUGGUGUCUGUGUGUGGCCUGGAGCCACCUGGGCACCUCCAAGAGCCGCAAGGCCACCGUACGCAUCGCCUACCUGAGGAAGAACUUUGAACAGGACCCCCAGGGGAGGGAGGUUCCCAUUAAAGGCAUGAUUGUGCUGCAUUGCCGUCCACCAGAGGGAGUGCCUGUCGCAGAGGUGGAGUGGUUGAAGAAUGAGGAGCCGGUGGGCUCAGAUGGGAAUAUCGACACGCGAGCGGACCACAACCUGAUCAUCCAGGAGGCACGUUUGUCUGACUCGGGAAACUACACGUGUCUGGCCAGCAACAUCGUGGCCAAGAGACGCAGCCUCACCGCCACUGUGGUCGUUUUUGUGAACGGAGGGUGGUCAUUGUGGACAGACUGGUCCACCUGUAACGUGCGCUGUGGGCGGGGGGUCCAGAAACGCUCCCGUACCUGCACCAACCCCGCCCCUCUCAAUGGGGGCACCUUCUGCGAGGGCAUGUCUGUCCAGAAGAGUACCUGUAAUGCCCUCUGCCCAGUGGAUGGUGGCUGGGGAGAGUGGACAGAGUGGACGGUGUGCAGUGCGGCGUGUGUGAGACAGCGCAGCAGAGAGUGUACAGCCCCGGAGCCCAAACAUGGAGGCAGUCUGUGUGACGGGGCCGCCCUGGGAACAGAUAACUGCACCGGGGGCCUCUGCACUCAGAAUCGAAAGCUGCUACACGACGCCAAGCCACAGGGUCUGGAGGGUAGCAGUGACGUAGCGCUGUAUUCGGGCCUGGCGGCGGGGGUGGUGACUGUGGUGGUGUUGAUUGUGGCGGUGACCCUCUACCGGAGGAACCAGAGCGAGUACGGUGUGGACGUCAUUGACUCCUCCGCCCUCACUGGUGGCUUUCAGUCCUUUAGCUUCAAGACCACCUGCCAAGGCAACCCCCUGUUGAUCAACUCGUCCCUGCAGCCAGACCUAACGGUGUCACGGACCUACACCAGCCCCAUCUGCUUCCAGGAUUCCAUGGAUAAAGAACUAAUUUCCCAGGAGCCUUCGCUCUUCGACCCCCUGCCCGACCUCAAGGUCAAAGUUCACUCCUCUUUCAUGGUGUCCCUGGGCGUGUCAGAGAGGGGGGCCGAGUACCACACCCAGAAAGCCCACCCCCAGACCUUCCCCCGGGGGCUGGCGCCCGACUACAGCGGUGUGGGGGUGGAGGGGACCCUGAGAGGAAGGAGGGAGAAGAGCCUCCUCGCCCCCCAUGCACCGUCUACGCCCUCCAGGCCCCCACUCAGGACGGCCGGGGUGUUCGGACACGCGGGAGGGAGGCUGGUGGUCCCCAAUACAGGCGUGAGUCUGUUGGUGCCCCAUGGGGGGAUAGCUGAGGACACUACCUGGGAAAUGUACAUGGUCAUCAACCAGGAGAACAGCAGCAGCAGUACCCUAUCAGAAGAGAGCCAGGAGGUCCUGCUGAGCCCAGAGGUCACGUACGGUCCACCGGGCCUUGACCUCUCCUGCCCCGUCGCCAUGACGAUAGCCCACUGCGCUGAGGUUGCCGCCGACAACUGGAGCAUCCGUCUCAAGAGGCAGACACAGGAUAACAAGUGGGAGGAAGUGAUGUCGGUGGAGGAGGAGAGCACUUCCUGCUACUGUCUGCUGGAGGCUCAGUGCUGCCACCUGCUGUUGGAGCAUCCAGGGCGCUACGCCCUGGUGGGGGAGCCUCUGAGCCAGGAGGCGGUGAAGAGACUGAGGUUGGCAGUGUUCGGUAGUGCAGACAACACCAAUCCACUGGGAUACAGCCUCAGAGUGUACUGUGUCGACGACACCCCCUACGCAUUCCAGGAGGUGGCGUCGGCCGAGCGGGUGAGGGGUGGUCGUCUCCUGGAGGAGCCCAAGACGCUGCUGUUCAGGGGGAACUCCCUCAGCCUGCAACUCUCCAUCCAGGACGUCCCCCAGUUCCUCUGGAGCAUCAAGCCUUUCACCACCUGCCAGGAGUUCUCGUUCUCUCAGGUGUGGGCUAGUAACCAGCACCCCCUGCAGUGUGCCUUCUCAUUGGAGCGCUACAGCCCCGCCUCCUCCCAGCUGUCCUGUAAGAUCAGUGUGCGCCAGGUCAAAGGUCAGGAGCAGAUCCUCCAGGUCUACACCUCCGUGGUCGAGAGUGAAAAGGAGGUAGUCCCCUUCUUCACUCAGUCGGACUGUACCAUCACAUCACAGAUGGGGUCCAGCGCCUUCAAGAUCCCACUGUCCAUCCGCCAGAGGAUCUGUGCCACCUUCGACACAGCCAACGCCAAGGGCAAGGACUGGCAGCUGCUUGCACAGAAACUCUGCAUAGACAGGAACCUGUGUUACUUUGCGCGUCAGGAGAGCCCAUCGGCGGUGAUCCUCAGCCUAUGGGAGGCCCAGCACCAGGACACAGGGGACCUGGACUCUCUGGCCAGCGCCCUGGAGGAGAUCGGCAAAGUCCACUCCACCUCAAGUAGGACCACCACGCAGACCACCACAAGGACCAGCGCAACACUGGGCCGCAGCACUGAGGAGCUGGACGCUGAGUUCACCUAACCAGGGGAGGGAGGAAUGGAUGAACUGGAGCCCCAGCAGAGGAUCACAAGGCUGGGCAUGAACUAGCCUAAACAUGGGAGGAAUGGAUGGACCCUUACAGUGGAGGAGGUCGUACAGAAGACUCCAGUGGACUAAUCCAGCCAGGGGAUGAUUGGACAGAGAGCAGACAUGACUAAGGACUACAGGGGAACUAACAAACUACUGUAACUAAAGUCAGACCACCAGGCUGAAUGGAGGGGGAAGAGGGACAAGAUGAUAAGGGAACAAGAGGUGCUAGAGGAGAAGGGUACAAGGGAGAGAGGUAAAAAGGGUGAGGGGGAUAAGGGUUCGAGAGGGGAGGGGUGCAGGCCAGGGCUAGGGGUGCAAGAGGAGAUGGGAAUAAGGGAAAGGGGACAAGGGACAGUGGUGCAAGAGGAGAAGAGGUGCAAGGCAGAGAGGGAUAAGGGGGAGGGGGACAAGGGACAGUGGUGCAAGAGGAGAAGAGGUGCAAGGCAGAGAGGGAUAAGGGGGAGGGGGACAAGGGACAGUGGUGCAAGAGGAGAAGAGGUGCAAGGCAGAGAGGGAUAAGGGGGAGGGGGACAAGGGACAGUGGUGCAAGAGGAGAAGAGGUGCAAGGCAGAGAGGGAUAAGGGGGAGGGGGACAAGCAAGCAUUGUCCAAGGUAGAGGGGUUCUAGAGGUCUGGAGGUCCUGCCACAAGAGGGCAGAUACUGUUAUUUAGGUA
Messenger RNA from Coregonus clupeaformis (lake whitefish), 3828 nucleotides. Its product is annotated as netrin receptor UNC5D-like. The record is from RefSeq and is a predicted model, not a curated record. Bases 194 to 3106 code for a protein of 970 amino acids. The transcript is spliced from 17 exons. Gene Ontology annotation, molecular function: netrin receptor activity; protein binding. Gene Ontology annotation, biological process: netrin-activated signaling pathway. Lineage: Eukaryota; Metazoa; Chordata; Actinopteri; Salmoniformes; Salmonidae. Gene Ontology annotation, cellular component: membrane.